CAGCACCGUUCUGAUUUGCUUUUCUUCUGAUAGAAAUCUUAUUGGCCCUUCCACUCAUUAGGUUCUUCUGGUUGGGCUCAGACCUGCCGUGAGAAGCCUGUAAAUCUGAAAAUGAACCCCACGGGCAGAGCAGACACCACCCUGGAUGAAAGCAUCUAUAACAAUUAUUAUCUUUAUGAAAGCAUCCCCAAACCUUGCACCAAGGAAGGUAUCAAGGCAUUUGGGGAGCUUUUCCUGCCCCCCCUCUACUCCUUGGUCUUUCUGUUUGGUCUGCUUGGAAAUUCUGUGGUGGUUCUGGUCCUGUUCAAGUACAAGCGGCUCAAGUCCAUGACCGACGUGUACCUGCUCAACCUUGCCAUCUCGGACCUGCUCUUUGUGCUCUCGCUCCCUUUCUGGGGCUACUAUGCCGCAGACCAGUGGGUGUUCGGGCUCGGCCUCUGCAAGCUAGUUUACUGGAUGUACCUGGUGGGCUUCUACAGCGGCAUAUUCUUCAUCACACUCAUGAGCAUCGACAGGUACCUGGCCAUUGUGCACGCGGUCUUCUCCCUGAGAGCGAGGACCUUGACUUACGGGGUCAUCACCAGCGUGGCCACGUGGGCAGUGGCUGUGCUCGCCUCCCUCCCAGGCCUUGUGUUCAGCACGUGUUAUACUGAGCACAACCACACCUACUGCAAAACCAAGUAUUCUUUCAACUCCACGAGGUGGAAGGUUCUGAGCUCCCUGGAGAUCAACGUUCUAGGGCUGGUGAUCCCCUUGGGGAUCAUGCUGUUCUGCUACUCCAUGAUCAUUAGGACCUUGCAGCACUGCAAAAAUGAGAAGAAGAACAAGGCAGUGAAGAUGAUCUUUGCCGUGGUGGUCCUCUUCCUGGGGUUCUGGACCCCUUACAACGUGGUGCUCUUCCUGGACACCCUGGUGGAGCUGGAGGUCCUUCAAGACUGCACCUUUGAGAGGCACCUGGACUAUGCCAUUCAGGCCACAGAGACCCUGGCUUUUGUUCACUGCUGCCUUAAUCCGGUCAUCUACUUUUUCCUGGGGCAGAAAUUUCGCAAGUACAUCGUACAGCUCUUCAAAACCUGCCGGGGCACUUCGGUGCUCUGCCAGUACUGUAGGUUCCUCCCGAUUUACCCCGACACCCCCAGCUCAUCUUACACACAGUCCACGGUGGACCACGAUCUCCGUGAUGCUCUGUAAAAGAUGAAAAUGCAAAAAGCAGAGUUAAUAAGCUUCUCAAAUUAAGAGCUUAUUUAAAAUUGUAUUGUAGUAAGAGUUUCCUGAACAAGUACCGGGAAGAAUUAUAUCCACUGCAAAAAGUAGGGCUUCUCACCCUGCAGUCAGCUUUUCUUCCUGCCAAGUACAAGUUCAGUGUGACCAGAGUUCACCCGGACCAAGGUGUCCUUCCUCGCACCAGGCUUUCCUGCAGGGAUGAGUAAACCUGAGGAGGAUUCUGAGCAGUGUUUCAAUGAGGAAUUGGAUGAUUUUGGAAAGGGAAGACCAGUCCCUUCUAACCUGAACUCAUGGGAUUCUCUAGAGGGGACUGUAGAGAAUUGACUGGGGGAGUAAAUCUCUACUUCUUGAUGUGAAAAUGAGCCCUUUAAUUAACUUCUAGCUUUUUGUGAAACAAUAUAGAAAACUUCGGCAUGCUGUCUCAGUGUUUUCCUAAGAAUAUAUCUGAAGCAUGGUAUACUCCAUGUAGCCAGGUGUCUGCAGAAACCAAUAGUGAAGUAAUGAACUUAGAUCUUGAUUCUUUUAUUGUGAAGGAUUAUUUGUUAAUGGAAGCCAAGCUUUCAAUGCUGAUUACAAUCAUAAGGAGAAAAAGGCAUUAGCGUGGUCUGAUUUCCAAACAUGAAAUACAAGGCAUUAACAAAUCUAAACAUACUUGUGGAACUCCAAACACAGCUUCAUAUGCUUGUGGACAUGUUUUGUUUUAAUUAUAACAGAUGAAUAUUCAAAUUAAAAAAAUAAUACAUAGGCCCAGACACAUUUAUUUGGGGUCUUUUACUCAUUUACAAACAUUUCCUUCAAAACCAAAAAUGAUGAGGACUAAUCAAGUAUGACAGUUUUUCCUUAAUCAUUUUGAAGUGCCUGCCGUCAAGUGAGGCAAGAAUAAUCCACUAAAAGUUAUCGCUGAUGUGGCAUAAAAAUGACUUUCCAAGGUGUCAUCCUCUCUUUUAAAAUAUUGGCCCUGCUUUUUAACUUUUGGAUGACUCAAAAGUUCUUACAGGUCAUUUUAAUUAUGUAAUUAAUCAUUUUACACCAUUAAGAUAAAUCUCUGUUCGUACAGCCUUAAUCAGAAUUAAGUAAAGACUUUAAGAAAGUCUAGGGAUACCUGUACUAUCUCCAGAAACAAAACCUAUUUUACAGACUAUUACCUGAGUUAACCAGUUUAAAAUGUUUCUGUAAAUUUACACAUUAUUGCAUGCUUUACAUUUAUAAAGAAUGCAUUUCCAGAAAAUUUAUUUUCAGAAGUGAUUUUAACAGGGUAAGUUGAUGUUGCCUUUGUAGAAAUACAAUA
This is a messenger RNA of Delphinapterus leucas (beluga whale), 2512 nucleotides long. RefSeq names its product C-C motif chemokine receptor 4 (gene CCR4). Gene Ontology annotation, molecular function: C-C chemokine receptor activity; C-C chemokine binding. Gene Ontology annotation, biological process: immune response; G protein-coupled receptor signaling pathway; inflammatory response. NCBI's taxonomy places the organism in Eukaryota, Metazoa, Chordata, Mammalia, Artiodactyla, Monodontidae. Gene Ontology annotation, cellular component: external side of plasma membrane; membrane. The record is from RefSeq and is a predicted model, not a curated record.